AUGAGAAAUGAUCAGCUAAAGGAGAUUCGUCAAGAGUGGAGUCACAGCAGGUUCUUCUUUGGAAAGAACAAAAUUAUGCAGAUCGCUCUGGGCAGGAUGGAGGAUGGGGAGCACAGAGAGAAUCUUUCCAAGCUGAUGUGGCAAUUGCAAGGGCAAACUGGUCUUCUUUUUACAAAUAAAGGAGAAAAGGAAGUUUUACAAUACUUUGACCAGCUGUACAUACCCAACUAUGCCCGAUCUGGAACAGUGGCAGCGCAGACAGUGGAGCUGGAGGAGGGUCCUAUACCAGAAUUUUCACACUCGCUCGAGUCACAGUUGAGGCAGUUAGGACUACCCGUACAGUUGAAGAGAGGAGUUGUACAAAUGCAGAGAGGUCACACAGUCUGUGAAAAGGGACAAGUUUUGAAUCCCGAACAAUGUAGGAUUUUG
Molecule: messenger RNA, 429 nt
Organism: Candidula unifasciata
Lineage: Eukaryota; Metazoa; Mollusca; Gastropoda; Stylommatophora; Geomitridae
Source: the annotation of a GenBank genome assembly